UUUGGGUGAGAGGCGGCGUCCCGGGAGAAUCUGGCGGCGGGAGCGAGCGAGAGAGAAACGGCGGCUGGAGCGGGAGGAAGGAGCGGCCUGGGCGAGGGGGCGGUUGGGUGUCUAACGUCGGUGCCCGAGACAUAAACAAAUCCCCAUCCGGGGGCUCGGAGAUCGGGGAGCGAGUCCUCCCUCAGGCCUGGCUCGGAAUUUAGGCCGAGAAUCAUGUCUCUGGAUAAAGUGCCCAUGGCUGCAAGCUCUAGAACCUCCUGCAAAAGUCUGAAGGACAGGUUUAACGGAGUGUCGGUUAAGUUGGAAAAUAUGCUGGACAGUCAGUACGGGCAAGCAGAGAAAAGGAAUCCCACGGGAAGUGCCCAGAAGAACCAGCGGAUGUCACUGGGAGAGUCGGAAAAAGAUUCUGGGUUUUCAGACACGAGCUCAGACUACUUGAGUACACUGGAACAGACCGACUCGGAGGAUCAGUACCUGCACAAGAGACCAGCGGCGUUGAACCAUGCCGAGAGGAUCACUGCUGCACAAAGCUCACUCACCAGCCUAACUCCUGUCUACAUUGUGAAGAAUGUCCUCCUGAAAGAGCCUUUGCCCGUUCCAACAAGGAGCCAGCUUAUUCACGCCCAACUACAGACCUGGGGAAGCCAGCACUCCCUUGGUGCACCAGCAGGCCAGGCCCGAGUCGUCUUCAUCCGACAGCCUUUGAAGGCUUCUUUGAAAUUGCAGAAGAUGGAGGCGAAGGCUGGGGUGGGGAAAGACACCUACCUCCCGAUUUUAAACUCCUACCCAAGGAUAGCCCCUCACCCGGACAAAAGCCAGGAGGCCGGCAGCAGGCCGAGGCAGACCGGGCAGUGCACAGCUCAGGAUGACAGGACUGCCGAUCACAGCAGGAGUAAACGGCUAUGCCUGGACGAGGUGGAAGUAGCCUCGCAGGGAACUCCUAGAAAUGACCAAACCUCGCACGUAGCGCCAGUGGCCAACUGCGGGCCAGCUGAGAAUACGCAGCAGCCGCCUUGCUUCGGAGCAGCGAGCACUUUGAGUCAGUUUGACGUCUCGGUCUCCCCGUCGCCAGUGCUCUCUCCAAAUCUUGUAUCCCAGUCCGAAUCCUCUGAAUCUUUGUACUCCUGGUCGUCGUACUCCUCCUGCUCCUCUUCCUCAUCCCCCUCCUCCACUUGCUCUGUAUUUUCCCACGCCCCGAGUGUCCAGUCACCCGCUGGCGAAACCACGAGACCGGCUGCUCGAGCCCCCAGGCGGCCGAUUCCCAGUCCCGCCAAGGAACGGCGCUUCCGCAACACGGUGGAGAUCCUGAGCCGGUCGGGGUUGCUGGAGAUCACGCUGAAAACCAAGGACCUAAUCCGGCAGAACAACGGUGCCCAGCGGCAGAUCGAUGAACUGAAGGAGCAUGUCCGGCUUUUCUGCAGCGCCAUGCAGAGCAGGGAGCCCCAGGCCCUGCUGAGGCUCCAGGAAGUGAUGAAGUGCUCCGGGAGUUAUGGAUCGAUGACCAGUGGAGGGGUCUCCUCCUCAGCCACUCCGAGCCACCUCUGAGCAGACACCCCUACUUUAACCAGGGGUCUUUGGUGAACUAAAGGCCUUGUGUUAGCCCCCGUAGGGCGCUCUGUAGAGAGUGUGCAGGAAAGUGGAGUUGAAGUUCAGCCAUGAUCUCCUUGCAUGGUGGAGCAGGCUCGAGGGGCCAUAUGUUUGAGGGGCCAGUACUUACACCUGUAAGUUGCCUUCCACAAAAGAGGCCAUGGACACAUGGGUGUGAACGAUUGCCUCAGACUCCCAGCUUUUUAAAAUAAAAAUUCCCCUUUUUACAGGUUUUACUCUUUUUGCUAUCUUAGCAGAGACACUUCAGUCUCCAUAGAAAUAUAUUUAUUUGCUGUAUACUUUCAAGUUGGCUGAAGAACUGUCAUUGCUUUGUUUGACCAGUUCCCUUGGUAGUUCUGCGCAGUUCGCUGGGAGAGAGACCUCAGCAACUCGCAAUCCUACCUUUUUGCCAUUCCAGUUCAGAGCAGCAGCCUGGUGCUCACCAGCGCACAUUUACGGGGCUUGAAUUCCUCCCGCCCCUUGAGGUAGCUUAGCAGUCAGAAGGUCCAACUUCAGGGGUUUGCAUGCUUUGUCCGUGCUCAUGCUCCCAGUGCGGUACUGAGAGAGAGCCACGAUGUCAGUAGUGCCGGCCUUUCCGUGAAAAGUUAAGCCAAGAGCCCGCCUGCCUCCCCCCCGCCCCCCCGGGUGGAUGGUAGAGAUCCCCUGGCACUAUUGCAAGAGCUAGGGAAUUCUCCCAGGUACCACUGGCUUACUGCUGACUAGUCUUGCUGCAGUUUGUGAAACUUUGAUGUGCACAACAUGGUUGUAAUGCUUGUCGUAAUAAGUUACUGAAUUUCAGUGUAUAAAUGGAUGUGGGACAUUUUCUGAGCAGGGUAAUGAGCCUCUGUGUUAAUGCAAGAUUGUUUUGCAGCCCCCCGCCCCACCUCUGUCUCCACGCUCAGUGGGAACUUCACAUUACUGAAGCCUGGGCUUCUUGUUCUGACCAACUGGGGCCGCGCGGUUUCGUCGAGCGGACUCUGCAACCCUCGCCAUGUCUGGAAAUGCCAGCGGUGGGUUUCCCUGCAGCCUGCGGAGUUGCUGUGUUGCUCUGGUGUUCCGGAAGCAUCCAGCAGGUCAAGCAGCGUCGGCCUGCGCGGAGAGGAAGAUUGUCCCGAAACGUUAAGUCUGUCUCCUCCUCUCGGGCCGCUGCCUGACCUGCUGCACUUUUCCAGUAUUUUCUGUUUUCGUUCCCAAUACCGGCAGCAUUUUUCUCCUGCCCUUGCAGUCUGGCUGACUGACAGCUUGAGCGUAAGCACAGACAGGAUUUAAAAUUAAAACAAAACCUCUCUCCUACAAAAAAAAAUCAGGAAGGCGAUGACACACAACAAAAGACAAAGCAUUGCGGUGCUCUGAAAACCUGUAACAUAAAUAGAAAAUGCCAGAAAUGCUCAGCAGGUCCGGCAGCGUUCGUGGGGAGAUAAAGGGAUUUAAAAAGUUUCAGGUUGGUGACCAUGCAUCAGAACUCCAGCCCCUGAAGCAUUGUCCCCUAAUAUCUGCUGGAGGCUGCAUGUACUUGCGGACCUCUGAUGAGGACAGGCUGUGAUGACCUUUUGGAGGAAUAGCCUGAAGCCACAUUUGGGUGAUAUGUUGGAGAGCGGGCGAUGAAAUUUCAGUAUGGUGGGGGGGGGAGGAUGCAUAAGAAAUUGAGUCAGAGGAACUGAUUUCUGUGUGAGGAGGGGUGUGUUGUGGCACAGGAGGGGGUUGGGAAUACAGAGAGUAGCAAGGCUACAUGUUCAACAUGAGGGUGGGAAUUUUAACUCUAAACAGUGGAGGGAUCUGUAGCAAGGGCAGGAAUGAGUACAAGUGUGCAGGACCCGGUUCGGGAGCAGCAGAGUAUCUCAGUAGACGUUCAGGGUUUUUAAAAUUUAUUCUUUUAUGGGAUGUGGGUGUUGUUGGCAAGACCAGCAUUUGUUGCCCAUCCCUAAUGGCCCUCAAACUGAGUGGUUUGCUUGACCAUUUCCGAGGCCAGUUUAGAGU
Messenger RNA from Carcharodon carcharias (great white shark), 3564 nucleotides. RefSeq names its product CLOCK-interacting pacemaker-like. The record is from RefSeq and is a predicted model, not a curated record. The transcript has 4 exons. The coding region runs from base 214 to 1545 and encodes 443 amino acids. Gene Ontology annotation, biological process: negative regulation of DNA-templated transcription; negative regulation of circadian rhythm. Gene Ontology annotation, cellular component: nucleus. NCBI's taxonomy places the organism in Eukaryota, Metazoa, Chordata, Chondrichthyes, Lamniformes, Lamnidae.